AAUACUUUUGUGGGUGUGGCUAUAACAAAUGGCGUUCAAACUGGUUGGUGAUCAAUAUUCAAAGAUUAGACAAGCUAGAAAACGCAGAGUAGACCAUUUGUUGGCUGGUCAGAUACCUGAGAGUGAAGUGUUGAAAAUGAGAGAUGGAAGGUUUGCAUGUACUGUAUGUAGUAGCAGGCCAGUCUUUGAUACUCUAAUGGUUCUGUCAGUUCAUAGGAAGGGAAAGAAGCACAUUAAAGCUGUUCUUGCAAAUAUGAAACGUAGUCUGGAAGAAUCUCAACCUGGUAAAGCUGAGCAGCCAUUACUAGCUCAGACUCAAGCAGCUCUUGACCAUGCUCUCUUUAGCAGCCAAUCUUCUUCAUUAUCAUCAUCAUUUGAGAAAGAAGGCGACAUCAAGGAAGGAACUGAUACCUCUAAAAGACAUGGACCAGCCCAUGACACAAGUGACUCUGCUGUGCCAAAGAAAAAGCAAAAAAUGUUGCAAUCUCAAGAUAAAGCAUGCGAGGUAGAAAGUGACAAAGUAGUAACAUCAUCAAAUAUUAAUAGUGAUUAUAACAGACUCCGCAGUUCAGGAUGGUUGCCAUUAUCUGAUGGUACGUGGAUUAAAGAUCCACAAGUUGAGUUUGAUAGUUCAAGUGAUGAUGAAACAAGUGAUGAAGGGAAGACAGAAUAAGAGAGAAACUUGACUGCAACAACAAUGCCAACAAGCCUGCUCUACAUGAAUGAUUGCAAUGAAUUUAAAUGAAGAAGACGAAUGGUUUAUUAAAAGAUGUUGUCACAUGAUAAUGAAUUAAUAAUAGUAAUAUGUCACAUGUUUUUGAUUGAUGAUGUCUUGUGUUCGGAA
Molecule: messenger RNA, 844 nt
Organism: Amphimedon queenslandica
Lineage: Eukaryota; Metazoa; Porifera; Demospongiae; Haplosclerida; Niphatidae
Product: sodium channel modifier 1-like
Exons: 6
Coding region: 29-673 (214 amino acids)
Biological process (GO): RNA splicing
Cellular component (GO): nucleus
Source: RefSeq, a predicted model, not a curated record